Cuscuta campestris is the source of this 1188-nucleotide messenger RNA. Lineage: Eukaryota; Viridiplantae; Streptophyta; Magnoliopsida; Solanales; Convolvulaceae. The record is from the annotation of a GenBank genome assembly.
CGAUAUACCGGUCGAUAAUUUACACCAUCAUUUUGGCGCCAUCCGUGGGACCUGAGCAAAAGGUCAUGAUUUUCUUUAGUGCUCUCAUCUUGUUCUUUGAAAAAGAUUGAAGGAGAUGGUGCUCAACCAAAAAAAAAAAUCGAGGGAGAGAGCCUUGUUUCCAAACGGAUUUUGAUUUCCAAAAAACAAUCAAAAUGUUUUGUUAUUCUACCCAUGCGAAAAAAGAGAACAGGAGAGAAAAAAAUGUUUGGGCCCAAAUACCGGCCCGCAAAAUGGACUUCUUCCUGUCCAUGCCGCUGAAGCUUCCAUUCGACGACAAACCAGCAGCGGGAAUCAGCAUCCAGCAGUCGGACGCCUUCCUCCAGCACCUUACUAUUUCCGGCGACGAGGAGGAGACUCAGGCGUCAUGGCUGCCCCAUUCCGACGAUAGAAGAAGCACUUCGACGGAGCCUCUCACUGCAUUGGAAAAAUGGGGGAAAGAUUUAGAUCGAGUACCGAAAUCUGACCUCCGCGCCUCUUCAAUACCGCACACGGUUACCCCGCCAUCGGAGGAAAUUAUCGUUGCUGUCAAAGGAGAGAAGCCAAUCUCCAAGGGGGCGCUGGCCUGGGCUCCGUCUCAUGUCGAACACGCCAGGCCUCUCACUGCUUCCCCCGUCGCCGGCCCUGAGAUCUAGCACGGGCUGGAGGAGCGUGGGGGAGAGGAGCAAUCAGGAACCACUGUCGACACCUAGCACCAGAAGUCCGCCACUGCCGACACUGAGGGCCAUUAAAAGACUUAAUCACCCGGAAGAGGGGGCCCUGGAAGAAGGGUGCAUUUUGGGCAUUGGAGAGGGCUCGAAACCAUCCGACAUGGUUAAUUCUCCAAUGUUGAUCUGGCCCGGCCAGCAGCAUUAUCUUAUUGGAAGACUGAGACACAGGCCUGGCCUGGCACGCUGGUUACUACACCGGUCUUGCUCAGUAUAAUAAAGAAAAUAUGUGACCCAGUCGAACUGGAAAACCUUCUGAUUCAAGAAAUUGGAGAACUAAUGAAGACUCGGAGGACUAGCAACAAUAUCAACCGGUCAAGAAUCCAAAGUACGAAGAUCGAAGAUAGCACUCGGAGGACUUGUUUACUUUUUCAAGUUGAUGAUUCUCACAACUUAAAAAAGUGGAGGACUUAUUGAUGGGAAAUAAUACGUGGCUCGGCCC